AUAGAAAUGAAACUUUUUAUUUUACUAAGUUGCACGAUAAUUUUCGUCUCAGGAAGAUCAUCAAAUUGGGACAUUUUUCAUAUUCCAUUUCGUCAGAAUAGUUUGAAAACUUAUUUUCAUUUUAAUUAUGAAGAGAGAAAAGCCGAGACGAAAAAAGAUUACUCCGUUUGUAGAUCACAAGAUUGUUUUAAAGUUGCUUCAGAAUUCUGGGAAAGUAUGAACAAAUCAGUGGAUCCAUGUGAUGAUUUUUAUGAAUACGCUUGUGGGAACUGGGUGAAAAAUAAUGCAAUUCCACCAGCGGAAAUGAAAUGGAAUACUAUUCGAAAAAUGACAAAAGAAGUAGAAUACAAAAUUCGAGAUUUUUUGGAAGAGGAAUUGAAUGCGAAUGAUUUGUUACCCAUAAAACAAGUGAAAAAAUUUUACAAAUCCUGCAUGAAUGACGACGAACUGGAGAAAACAGGACUCAAGCCACUCGAAGCAAUAAUUUCGAGAAAUGGAGGAUGGCCUUUACCCAGUGAGAAAUUUCUCACCGGUCCAAUAUCGGUCCAAUAUUGGGAGCCAAGAGACCGAUCAUCGGUCUUGGCAAUUUCUCACUGGGUAAUCAUGGAAUCAGGAGAAUGGUUCGAGGAAAAUAUUAGUUGGCAACAAGUCGAUGAUAUUUAUUCGCGUCUUACAGGAUCAUCAUUUUAUUCUUUUGACAUAACGAAAGAUAAACGGAAAAUUGAAUCGUUUCAAGAUUUCAAAAUUAUCAAUUCAUCAAUAAUCGAACUGAAAUUACCAGAAUUACCGCCAGUUAUUGCAUUGGAAGAUGGAAUGAAAUUCGAUCGAAAGAAAAUAUAUGAUGAUGGAAGUUAUGGAAAAUUCAUCAAGGAAAUUGCUCUUGUUUUUAUUGAAGAGAGAAAUGCCCAUGUAAGUGAGGAAACAUUAGAUGAGGAUAUUGAGGAUUUAAUCAAUUUCGAAAAAAAAUUAGGAGCCGAAAGUAAAAUUAAUCAUUUGACUCCAUUGUUUACUCCAUUAGAAUAUUUUUCAAAAAUGUGCAACACAGAGGAGGGGGAAUCUGAAUUUCUAAGCAAGCCACAGCUGAAUUUGACCAAAUCAUUUAAGAAUUUACUUUUUGAAGCGAAUAUUGAACUUAGCGGAGAAAAUGAAUUUUCUGUAAUUCCAAAAGUAAAGAUGUAUUUGGAUAAUCUUUGUGAAAUUCUAAAAGAAACAAAGCCAAGAACGAUUGUUAAUUAUAUUCAUUGGAAUUUCUUAAGUAAAAUGUUACCACACACAACAUCGAAAAUUCGAGAAUUCUUCUACGAGUUCAAAAAACAUUUGACUGGUGUGAAAAUUCAAAAACCAAGAUGGGAGACGUGCAUUGUUAAUAUACAAAUGCAACACGCAAUGGCUUACUAUUUUGUUAAAAAAUAUUUUAAGGAGAGUAUGAAGAACGAUGGAGUGGAAAUGCUUCGAACAAUUCAGAAAGCGAUGAUAAAGCAAAUUUUAAAGUCAGACUGGCUUAGCGAAAAUGCGAAAAAAAUUGAACUUGAAAAAAUUAAGAAUAUAGGUACCAUUUUUGGUUACCCUAAUUGGUACAAUAAUGAUGUAGCUUUUACAAAUUAUUAUCGUGGGAUGCCAAUUGGACACCAGUAUCUGGAUAAUAUAUUAGUGUACAAAAUAUAUUUAUUGAAGAAAAAAUUACGAAAGUUAGGAAAUUAUGAAAUUGAUUUAGAGUGGUUUCCAACUAUCGUAAAUGCUGCUUACAACACAUUGUACCAUGAAUUAUUUUUGCCAGCCAGCCUGUUUCAAUAUCCAUUUUAUUCUCCAACUCAACCCGAAACAAUUAAUUUUGGUAGUCUUGGUACUAUAAUGGGUCACGAAAUUGCUCAUGCCUUUGACGGUAGUGGAAUACUUUUCGACAAGAAUGGAAAUCCUGUUGAUUGGUCGGAAGAAGAUGGAAUGGAAUUGGAAAAAAAUGCAAUGUGCUUUUUCACACAGUAUGGAAAAUUUUAUCAAAUUGAUGAAGACGAUUCUUUAAUGGGUGGUCGAGAAAAAACAUUGGAUGAAGAUAUGGCUGAUUCACUAGGAGUCGAUAUAGUUUUUGAGGCUUUUGAAGAAAUGGAAAAGGAAAAAAAUGAACCACGAUUGCCAGGAUUUGAGAAAAUUUGGUGCACCAGCGCAACUCCAGAAUAUGAAGAAUUGGUUGGAAAAGAAGAUGUACACAGUCCAUCGCGUUAUAGAGUGAUUACAACUGUUCAAAAUUCUGAAGGAUUCUCCAAAGCUUUUAAUUGCCCGAAAGAAAGUCCAAUGAAUCCAAAAGAAAAAUGCCGACUUUGGAAAAAAUAACAAAUAUGUGAAAUUAAAUAAUCGAAUUUUUCCUGUAAUAGAUAAUUAUUAUCAAAAUAAAAAAAACCAUUUUUAAUUCA
Molecule: messenger RNA, 2408 nt
Organism: Leptopilina heterotoma
Lineage: Eukaryota; Metazoa; Arthropoda; Insecta; Hymenoptera; Figitidae
Product: membrane metallo-endopeptidase-like 1
Exons: 19
Coding region: 7-2328 (773 amino acids)
Biological process (GO): protein processing
Cellular component (GO): plasma membrane
Molecular function (GO): metalloendopeptidase activity
Source: RefSeq, a predicted model, not a curated record